AUGACUUCCGAGCCGCCCACGAAAAAAAAGUGCCUUGGCGCCGACUGUGAGAAUGAGGCCGGCUCGUUGCAAUGCCCUACCUGCCUGAAGCUCGGCGUCAAGGACAGCUUCUUCUGCUCGCAGGACUGCUUCAAGAAGAAUUGGAGCAACCACAAGAGCAUGCAUAAGUCACAGAGUAAUAUCCUCCACCACUUCGUCGCGCCGAAAGCAAUCUUACCAGACCCAGCUACUGGACUCUAUAACCCCUUCCCGAGCUUCCCCUUCUCGGGGACCCUGCGACCCGUUUACCCUCUGUCAGAGCAUCGAACCUUGCCCAAGACGAUCCCCCACCCCGUCUGGUGGCAAGAUGGCAACCCCAGAUACAGCCGCAACCUGGCCACCCGCAACAAGAUCGAGAUCCUCGACGCGGCUGGGCAAGAGGCAAUGCGGAAGAGCUGCCGACUCGCUCGGGAAGUCCUCGACAUUGCCGCCGCCGCGGCAAAGCCCGGCGUCACUACCGACUACAUCGAUGAGGUGGUCCACAGAGCUUGCAUCGAGAGAAAUUCAUAUCCCUCGCCCUUGAACUACAACCACUUCCCCAAGUCAUGUUGUACAUCGGUAAACGAGGUCAUUUGCCACGGCAUCCCUGACCAGCGCGUGUUGCUCGACGGUGACAUCCUCAACAUCGACAUCUCCAUCUAUCACGAGGGCUACCACGCCGAUCUCAACGAGACAUAUUACAUCGGCGACAAGGCCAAGGCCGAUCCAGAGAACGUUCGUGUGGUGGAGGCAGCUCGAGAAUGCCUCGAGGAGGCGAUCAAGGCAGUCAAGCCCGGCGUCCUCAUACGCGAGUUCGGCAACAUCAUCGAGAAGCACGCCAAGAAGAAGGACUGCAGUGUUAUCCGUACAUACUGCGGCCAUGGCAUCAACAAGCUAUUCCACUGCGCACCCAACGUGCCUCACUAUGCGAAAAAUAAGGCUGUCGGCGAGUGCAAGCCAGGCAUGACAUUUACCAUCGAGCCUAUGAUCGCCCUCGGCAAGUAUCGCGACAUCACCUGGCCAGACAACUGGACCAGCACCACCAUCGACGGCAAGCGGACGGCGCAAUUCGAGCACACUCUUCUUGUCACGGAAGACGGCGUGGAGAUCUUGACGGCUCGAAAGCCGGACUCCCCAGGCGGCCCCAUCACCAUCUCUGCGUCUCGCAACGGUGACAGCGCCGUUGCAGUACCAGCAUAG
Messenger RNA from Purpureocillium lilacinum, 1218 nucleotides. Its product is annotated as methionine aminopeptidase 1. Gene Ontology annotation, biological process: proteolysis. Lineage: Eukaryota; Fungi; Ascomycota; Sordariomycetes; Hypocreales; Ophiocordycipitaceae. Gene Ontology annotation, cellular component: cytosol. The record is from RefSeq and is a predicted model, not a curated record. Gene Ontology annotation, molecular function: metalloaminopeptidase activity.